This is a messenger RNA of Prorocentrum cordatum, 2271 nucleotides long. The record is from the annotation of a GenBank genome assembly. NCBI's taxonomy places the organism in Eukaryota, Dinophyceae, Prorocentrales, Prorocentraceae.
AUGACGGCGGCCACGUCGGUGAUCACGGACGACUGUCACAAGGAAAACACUGCUCCGGGGAAGGGGUCGAGCGGUGCCAGCGCACCCGCCGUGGAGGCCGUGUGCAAGGACCUGGCCGAGCAGCACCUCGAGGUCACGCGCCUCCCAGCGGCCGAGCAGGGCGGACGCUCGGGCCUGGGAGUGUCGGCGGUCUUCGAGCAGCUGUGCCUGGAGGCCGAGCACGAGGGCCUCUCCAAGCGGCUCUCGGGCAGCCCCUUCUCGGACGGGGCCGCCCGGUGGCCCGCGGAGCGCUUCCAGUUCCCCGCCUGGGGCCUCUCUGGGGAAGAGGUGGCGCUGGCAGAGUUCCAGGCGGCCGACGGCGAACUCUUCGAGGGCUUCGCGGGGGCCACCGAGCGCGGCGGCCCUGGGCCGCCCUUCUUCGAGCCCUGGGAACGGCUGGCCCUGACCCUCCGGAUGCUCGAGAGGGCGGUGGCGAGGCAGGCCGCGGCGGUGGCCGCGGCCCCCGCCCGGCCGCGCGGCGCCGUGCCGGCGCUGUCCUGCUGGCGCUGUCCGGAGGUCGGGGCGGACGGGCAGACGCCCCUGGUGCAGGGGCUGCUCCAGAGCGGGUGGCUGGAGAGCGUGCUGCCACUGCACGAGGCCGCGGCGCCUCUGGGCUGGCGCACGCUGGCCGAGAGGUGGUGCCUGCGGGGGCCGCUCCGGGAGGCUGGGAUCGAUGACAUUCACAGGGAGUUCGGCGACGAUGUGGCGUACUACUUCGUCUUCAUGCGGACCUUUACUGUUUGGCUGCUGCCGCUUGCUGUCCUUGGGCCGGUUGCCUGCUGUACCACAUGGCUCCUGGGCGACAGCGUAGAUGAUUCCUUGGCGAUGCCAUUCUACGCGCUGCUGGUGGUGCUCUGGGCGUCGCUGUUCCCUCGCCUCACCGAGCGCGCGGACUCGCACUUUGCCUGCCGCUGGGGCCGCUGGCAUCUGUUCGCGGAUCGGGUCGGGAUCUCGGUGCACGAGUCCCCCCUGCGACCGACCUUCAGAGCCGAGAUUAACCCGCUCACGGGCGAGGUGGAGUACAGCUUCCCCAGGUGGCGCCGCUGGCCCCUCUAUGCAAGGAGCGCGGCCGUCACGUCGAUCAUGUUGUGUGUGGCUUUUGCGGUCAUGGUCUGCUCCCUGAACCUGCAGGGCGCCGUCCAGGGACCAGACGACGCAAGGGCCCAGGGCUUCGAGAAGUCGGGCUCCCGCUUCCACGUGCCGUGCUUGGCAGCCUGGGCUCGCCCCGGUCAGAUACUCGAUCCGACAGGCGAGGGCGACCCCUUGUUCUUCGGGUACAUCACACUGAUCCCAGUCGUCCUGCACGUCAUCGGCAUCGCUGUCUUGAACGCGAUCUACAGACGCGUCGCCACGGCCCUCACCGAGGGCGAAAAUCACAGGACGGAGGCCGACUUUCACAAUGCACUCGUGAUCAAGCGAUUCCUCUUCGAGGCUUUCGACGCCUACAUCGCUCUCUUCUACAUCGCGUUCUAUGAGAGAGAUCCGGUCAGCCUGCAGUGGACAUUGAGGUCCCUCUACACGGCUGAUGUGGUACGUCGGGUUCUGCUGGAGACUGUAUUGCCCCUCGUCGGCCUGCAGGUAGGAAGCUGGCGCCGGAUCCGCAGCUCCGCCCGCCGCAAGAAGGACGAGGACGGUGCCUUUCCGAGCCGUGGCGCUGCGGAGCGAUGGGAGCUCGAGGCGGCCAGGGGGGAGCUCGAGGACUUUGGGGACUACCUGGAGAUGGUCAUCGAGUUCGGCUACGUGACCCUCUUCGCCUCGGCCUUCCCACUGGCGGCCUGCCUCUCCGUCUGCGCCAACGUCGUCGAGGUGCACAGCGACGCGGUGCGCCUCCGACACGCCCUCCGGCGCCCGCCGCCCAUGGCGGCUGGCGGAAUGCCGCCGGCGUGGCGGACGGUGAUCCGGAGCAUCUGCUGGCUGUCGGUGCUCACCAACGUGCUGCUGUUCGGGUUUUCGUCCCAGCAGAUGAUGCAGUUCUUCCCCAGCUUCUUCAAGGAGCUGGACGCAGACGAACAUAAGGUGAGGCAGCAGGGCGUCUGGGUGCUCUUCGGCCUGGAGAACGUCCUGCUGGCUAUGUGCACCGGGCUGUCCCUGGCUGUGCGCCGGGAGCCCAAGUGGGUCUGGAGGGCUCUCCGCGGCCGGGAGCUCCGGGUGCGGCGCGCGCUCGUGGAGGCGCGGUGCCGCUGAGCCGGAGGCGCCCGGCGGCGCCGCCCCGGGAGCGGCGCCGGCGGGCGC